This is a messenger RNA of Diuraphis noxia (Russian wheat aphid), 916 nucleotides long. Its product is annotated as matrix metalloproteinase-18-like. Gene Ontology annotation, molecular function: zinc ion binding; metalloendopeptidase activity. Gene Ontology annotation, biological process: extracellular matrix organization; proteolysis; collagen catabolic process. NCBI's taxonomy places the organism in Eukaryota, Metazoa, Arthropoda, Insecta, Hemiptera, Aphididae. Gene Ontology annotation, cellular component: extracellular matrix. The record is from RefSeq and is a predicted model, not a curated record.
UUAUAAAUUGAACGAAACAAUUUUUUUUUGCUUGGUCGUUAACCUUACCUAAUUGUAUAUUAUUUUGAAUCAGUCAACCUCGUUGAGCAGAUCGAUCUAAGUCAUUUAAUAAUACAUAAUAGUAUGACGUCUUGAAAUCAAUUGUUUUAACAUAAUUUACCGUCAUGUCAAGUGUAUGAUAUAAUAUAAUACAAAGGUUAACAUGAUGCCAUUUAAUGUCCACAAGUGAUUUAAUGGUUUACAUAAUAUCGUGACCACUAAACCUAAAUUUUGUACUAGCAAAGAAGUUCUCAAAAACAUUCACUCACAUGUAAUUUAAUAAUUAUUACACCGCUCUGUAAUAUUAUMGGUAUCGACAAACAACAUCAUGACCACCUGCAAAUCUUGUAUUAUAUUGAUGAGCUUUCUAGUCUUGUUGUCUGGCGCGCCGCUAUACGAGGAUAUGACAWGGAAAAUUCAAACAGAAGCUCAAGCAAAGAAAUAUUUAUCUCAAUUUGGUUACUUGAAUCCUGUAGAAAAAAAUCAUAGUACAGAGAAUAUCAUGUUUGAAGAUCCAAUUACUGAAGCUUUAAAGAAGUUUCAAUCAUUUUUUAGUCUAAAUCCGACAGGUAACUUAGAUGAAGAAACGCUAGAUUAUAUGAAUAAGCCUAGAUGCGGUAUAUCAGAUAAUAUGCUAUCUACCAAAAAAUCGGAUUACAGAGAUUAUAAAUUAGCGGGUAGCCGGUGGUUGGUGAAAGACUUGACGUAUACAAUAUCCAAGUAUUCUAAGCAGCUGGAUAAGCGGCAAACAGACUUGAUAUUCCGGAAAGCAUUCGACGUAUGGUCUAGCGUUACUCCUUUGACGUUUACUUACCAGGAAUCUGGAUAUUCUGGGCCAUUUUUACCGUACUUCUGGAGCUUUGGUAAAUAUAGAUAA